Messenger RNA from Stomoxys calcitrans (stable fly), 456 nucleotides. RefSeq lists its product as uncharacterized. The transcript has 2 exons. NCBI's taxonomy places the organism in Eukaryota, Metazoa, Arthropoda, Insecta, Diptera, Muscidae. The record is from RefSeq and is a predicted model, not a curated record. The coding region runs from base 1 to 456 and encodes 151 amino acids.
AUGGAUUACAACCAGGAAUAUAUUUGGAAUUAUACACUGAAAUUCUACAAUGACAACACUACAGCCGAUAUCGAUGUUAUAAUGCUGAAACCCAUUACCGAAAACUUGUGGUUACAAUUAAUGAUCGAAAUGAAAAUGCGUCAAAGUGGCGAAUAUAAUAAAAUUCUUUCAUUUGACUUUAAUGUUUGUGAUAUACUGACCCAAGCCAAUAAUCCAUUGCUCAAGACUUGGUUGGACAAUGUCUCAAAAUAUGGAAAUUUUCCUCGCAGCUGUCCUUUCAAAGAGGUUAAUGGCCUAUAUUAUGUGCGCAACUUUAAAUUUGAUCAAAACAGUCUUCCGAAAUUUUUGUUGAAAGGAUUUUAUGGCGUUCAUGGUUUGGGUUAUCUUCGUCUGUCUGAUGGCGACAAAAAUAUUUUAUACAAUAGCUCUGUAUUUGUUGCUUUGAAAACCAAAUAA